Molecule: messenger RNA, 3095 nt
Organism: Nicotiana attenuata
Lineage: Eukaryota; Viridiplantae; Streptophyta; Magnoliopsida; Solanales; Solanaceae
Product: DNA helicase INO80
Exons: 14
Coding region: 42-2660 (872 amino acids)
Biological process (GO): DNA repair
Cellular component (GO): Ino80 complex
Molecular function (GO): ATP hydrolysis activity; ATP binding; histone binding
Source: RefSeq, a predicted model, not a curated record
AUCUAAAAACUCUUCCAUAUUGGGGAGGGUUACAAGAGCGAAUGGUACUUCGGAAGAAUAUUAACCCAAAACGUCUAUAUCGACGGGAUGCUGGAUUCCAUAUUCUCAUUACCAGUUAUCAACUGCUAGUCUCUGAUGAGAAAUACUUCAGACGUGUCAAAUGGCAAUAUAUGGUGCUGGAUGAAGCUCAGGCAAUCAAAAGCGCAAACAGUAUACGAUGGAAGACAUUAUUGAGUUUCAAUUGUCGAAACCGUUUGCUUCUGACUGGUACUCCAGUUCAAAAUAACAUGGCUGAGCUCUGGGCGCUCCUCCACUUUAUUAUGCCUACUUUAUUUGAUAGCCACGAACAAUUCAACGAAUGGUUUUCAAAAGGAAUUGAGAACCACGCAGAGCAUGGUGGAACAUUGAACGAGCACCAGCUCAGCCGACUGCAUGCCAUUUUAAAACCCUUCAUGCUGCGACGGGUUAAAAAGGAUGUGGUUUCUGAGUUGACUGGGAAAACUGAAAUCACAGUGCACUGUAAGUUGAGUUCUCGCCAGCAGGCAUUUUAUCGAGCAAUAAAAGACAAGAUAUCCCUUGCUGAGUUGUUUGAUAGCAGCCGUGGGCAUCUCAAUGAGAAGAAAAUUCUAAACCUGAUGAAUAUUGUUAUCCAGCUAAGGAAGGUGUGCAACCAUCCAGAGCUGUUUGAGAGAAAUGAAGGAACUUCUUACUUCUAUUUUGGAGAGGUUCCAAACUCACUUUUACCUCCUCCCUUCGGGGAACUGGAGGAUGUAUUCUAUUCUGGCGGUCGAAGUGCUGUUACAUACCAGAUACCAAAGCUGGUUUACCGGGAAGCUCUCAGAUCGAGCAUGCUUCACUCAACUAUGGCCCAAGGUGUAAGAAAAGAAUUAUUUGAUAAGUACUUUAACAUAUAUUCUCCGGAGAAUAUUCACCGCUCGAUACUGCAAGAAGUACACAAGUCAGAUGUUGGCUAUAUACGGAGCGGAACAUUUGGUUUUACUCGGUUAAUUGAUAUGUCACCUAUGGAGGUUUCAUUUUCGGCAACUGGUUCUUUCUUGGAAAAAUUGUUAUUCUCAAUUGUGAGAAGCAACCGACAAUUUUCAGAUGAAGUUUUGGACUUGCUGAUGGAGUCUGAGGAUGAUGAUCCCUAUUUUAGUCACCUUGGACGGGACAAAGUAAGAGCAGUGACACGAAUGUUAUUGCUUCCAUCUAGGAAAGGAACAGAUUUAUUAAGAACAAGACUUGCCACAGGUCCUGGUGAUGCACCAUUUGAAGCUUUGGUCAUGGAACAUCAGGAUAGGCUUUUAUCUAAUGUUAAUCUCUUACAUUCCAUAUACUCCUUCAUUCCUAGAACAAGAGCACCCCCUAUAAAUGCUCAUUGCUCGGAUAGAAAUUUUGCUUACAAAAUGCUCGAGGAACUACACCAUCCAUGGAUUAAGAGGUUGUUGGUUGGGUUUGCACGCACAUCAGAAUAUAAUGGUCCUAGGAAGCCAGGUGUCACACACCAUUUAAUACAAGAGAUAGACUCUGAAUUACCUGUCUCACAACCUGCUCUUCAGCUUACAUACAAAAUAUUCGGGUCAUGUCCACCUGUGCAACCAUUUGACCCUGCAAAGAUGCUAACAGACUCAGGGAAGCUUCAAACACUUGACAUACUAUUAAAGCGCUUGCGGGCAGGGAAUCACCGUGUUCUUCUCUUUGCACAAAUGACAAAAAUGUUGGAUAUUAUAGAGGACUACAUGCACUACAGGAAAUAUAAGUACUUGAGGCUUGAUGGAUCUUCCACUAUAAUGGAUAGACGAGACAUGGUCAAAGAUUUCCAGCAUCGGAGCGACAUUUUUGUGUUCUUGCUGAGCACAAGAGCAGGGGGCCUUGGUAUCAACUUGACAGCUGCUGACACAGUCAUCUUCUAUGAGAGUGACUGGAAUCCAACUUUAGAUUUACAGGCAAUGGAUAGAGCUCAUAGGCUGGGUCAAACUAAGGAUGUUACUGUUUAUCGCUUAAUCUGUAAAGAGACGGUUGAAGAGAAAAUUCUGCAGAGAGCUAGUCAGAAGAAUACCGUGCAACAGCUUGUCAUGACAGGAGGACAUGUUCAGGGUGACCUUUUGGCUCCAGAAGAUGUCGUCUCUUUGCUGAUUGAUGAUAAACAAUUGGAGCAGAAACUGAAGGAAAUUCCUCUUCAGCAGGCUAAAGAAAGACAAAAGAGGAAAGGUGGCACCAAAGGCAUACGAAUUGGUGCUGAUGGUGAUGCAUCAUUAGAAGAUCUUACAAACGGUGAAUCUGUUGGGAAUGGGGAUGACACUCUUGAUCCUGGGAAAGCAAAAUCAAGUAGUAAAAAGAGGAAAGGUUCCACCGACAAACAAACCCCAAAAUCGAGGCCUCAAAAGAAUCCGAAAAAUCUUGAAUCAUUAUCACCCAACUCACUGAUGGAAGAUGAUAUAGAUGGCUCCCUACAAAACAUUGACAUGCAACAAAGGCCAAAAAGACUGAAGAGGCCAACUAAGAGUGUCAACGAGAACCUUGAACCAGCAUUUACUGCCACCCCUCCUAUGAACCGAGAGGGGAACCAUAACUAUUCUUUGUCAGAUAUCAGCACCAGUGGUGGGAGAGCAGGAGCUGAGGAAGAAGCAGUAAGACAUAAUAAUCUGUUAGCUGGCUGAUAGUACGACAAAUGUCUUAUUUUUUGUUGAGGUACCGACUCUUUCUUCCCUGAGGGAUUCAAGUGCAGGCUUGGACAGCAGAAACUUGUUCUGCUGGAAAAACGCAGUAGCAGAAUGAGGAAGUGCAGAAUUGUAUAUUGGUUGUACAGAAUAUUCAUAGGACUCCGAGCACGAGACUUCUUGGCUGCUAUACUUGAAGCAUGGUGAUGUACAGUAGGCACUCAUUUGUACUUUUUUUUUGUUAAAUAGUAAAAGUUAAUGUAAUCAGCCAAUAGUUGGCAAAAUUUUCUCCUGGAGGAGAUAUUUUUGUUGACAAUGUAAUCACAAGAAAUGAUCUUAUAGAGCCAUUAAAAGAAGAAUUCUUGAUGUUCAUAGGGCUAUAGUUGUAACCAUUAGAUUUGCUUCUUUAAGAUGAUAUUGAUCAUCUAUUGCAUA